This is a messenger RNA of Pyrus x bretschneideri (Chinese white pear), 759 nucleotides long. RefSeq lists its product as uncharacterized. The transcript is spliced from 2 exons. The coding region runs from base 1 to 759 and encodes 252 amino acids. NCBI's taxonomy places the organism in Eukaryota, Viridiplantae, Streptophyta, Magnoliopsida, Rosales, Rosaceae. The record is from RefSeq and is a predicted model, not a curated record.
AUGAGAAAAGAGUUCAGAGGAGAUAAAAAUGUAAGAGCUGUAAAACUUCAAGCAGUUAGGGCAGAUUUUGAGUAUAUGAGAAUGACAGAUGGUGAAAACCUAGAUGACUAUUUGGCUAGGUUUUUUGGAAUUGUGAAUAAUUUGAAAUCACUUGGUGAAGAUGUGUUUGAAAAAAUGAUUGUGCAAAAACUAUUGAUCAGUCUAAGUAGAAGGUAUAAGUCCAUUAUGUCUAUCAUUAAGGAAACUCGAGAUCUGGAUACUAUUAAAGUUGAAGAAGUCAUUGCAUCCAUCAAAGUCUAUGAUAAAAGGGAAGACUUGCAUGAUGAAAGGGAUAAAUUGAUAGAAACUGGGAAAGUCUUUAGUAGCCUCAAAGUUGGCAAUAACCAAGCCACUGGUACUUACAAAGGUUCACAGAGAAAAGCCAAGUGUGGAAAAUGCAACCGGUUUGGUCAUAUUGCAAAUGACUAUGAUAGUCAUAAGCAAGUAGCUAAUUGUGCAAAGGAAGAAGAAGUAACCACAGGAACCAUGUUCUAUGCUUGUCACUCUUCAAUUAUGCAAGAUAGAAGUGUAUGGUUUGUGGACAUUGCCUGCAGCAACUACAUGACAUCUCAGGAGUCUGUGUUAAUAAACAUUGACAUAUCUAUAACUUGUAAAGUUAAAAUGGGCACUAGAGAUCUUGUACAAGCAAUUGGGAAAGGCACUCUAGUGGUUAAAACUCAGCGUGGGAAAAGAUAUAUAAAUGAAGUGUUGUUACAGUAA